AUGGCGCAGAACCUCUUAGACGAGGCCGAGCGCCUGAGAUUCGUCGGCCAGCUCUUCAAGGAAGCUCGUCAUGACCCCGUGGCGUUCUUGAAUAGGUCGCUAAACGUGGCUCAGAAAACAAUCAUCCAGAAGAUGGCCCCGAAGUUGGUGUCGAACGUAUUCGUCGCUGCAGGCGUCGGGGCAGUUUCGGAAGUAGAGUUCACGGGCCUCGCCAGUGCUUAUGCGCCUGCGGCUGCCAAGGCAAUCAUGGGGUUCGCUGCCUUCAAGGACGACGGCUCGAUGAGCUGCAGCCUCCUCCCCGAGUCGUCUCGAGACAGGGUGCAGCAGACCGUUGUCAUGGAGCUCGUCGAGAAGACGCUCGCCGCGUCUUCCGACGACUUCCAGAGCACGUGGGCUGCCCUCGUCGACGCGGGGCCCCCCGCAGAGACCCAGAACUACUUCUCUGGCUGCGAGAUACCGCCGAUCUGGUCUCGGCAGGCCUACGUGGACUUGAGCCUCGGCGCGUCUUUCUCUGGUUUGCUGAAGCACGGCGUAAACGCGAGCCCCCAGCUCGCCACCGUCGCCAGGGUCGUGCCGGAGAAGAAGUGCGAGACCAGCUUGAGGCUCCGAACUUUCUCGAACAGGAGGGGCAAGCCCAACCAUCUCGGCGUCUCCUGCUGGGACACGGUGGACAAGGUCGCCGCCUUGGGGAACGACCUGCAGUCAGCGGCGGCUCGUUUCAAGGGUCUCUGGAGCGAGUUCAGAGACAUCCACCUCCCAAUUGAUAACUAUGAAGGUACCUUGUUCCUGGUCGGAGGCUUCAUCGAUGAAGGGCAGUCCGUCAAGAUCUUGGACGCGGUGCAGCUGAUGACCAACAUCGACAGCGAGACACAGUCGCAGGACCUAGACGUCACCAUCGCCAAGGCUUGGUUCACGAAGCUGAUGAACGACCUCGAGGAGGUCAUCGAGGGGACUAUUGGUGAAGCUCUCACCCCGCACGUCAUCGAUAGGAUGCUGGAGCCUCCACCGACUGGCGGAUACGGGCAGGAGGAGGACCCGCAAUGGGCCGCUGACACUUUUCGGUGCAUGAUGCAACUUGUGAUCUUUCACGACAACUUGGAGUCGGCGCUGGAUCGUGGGCGCCCUUGGUCUAAGCUGAUGUCUGAGUUUCGGGCCAAGCUCAAUCUUCUCGUUGACGUCAGCCAGGCAGCGGUGUGCGAGAACGACACGGACUACCUGGGCGUCCUCCGCACUUGGUCUUCUUUCUGGGUUCGCCAGCAGCGCAUUGCCAUCACCGACGUGUCGCUCGGGGCGCGGAGGAGUGAGGCAGUGAAGGCCCUGACGGUCCUGCGAUCGUCUUCGAUCGAGGUCGCGGCGACUCGCGCUUUCAAGAAUGUGCUGGACUUUCGCAAGGGGUUCGAUGACGGCAUCAUCCAGUUGGCCACCCAGCUGAAGGACACCUUCCCGAAAGCGUGCAGCACGCUACUAGACGAGGCCAAGACGCGCGACAACAUCACUGCAGUUCUGGGCCGGCUGUCCAAGGAUGACCCCGUCAGCCUCGUCGAGAUAGCUGGAGCUGCCGCCGACGGCCAUGAGUUUCUCCAGCCAGAUACCGACAAACCCUUGAUGGCGAAGGUGAUGGCAGCCUACGGAAACGCCGUCGACUCGUGGAUCGCGUCAUCGAAGGGUGUCUUCCAGUUCGAUCGGCUCCACGACUUCUUCAAGGUGGUGAUCCCAGCGUGCGAGACGGGCGACUUCUCGAGCUGCCCGUGGAUGGAGAAGACGAACGACGAGGGCAUCAAGGAGGACAUGGGGAUAUAUGACCAGCUGUGCAAGACAGCCAUGUCGACGUUCCGCAUCGCCGAGGCGACCUUGAAGCUGAUGACGAAGUUCGAUGGCAGCGCCACGAGGGUGUCGGACGUGCAGGCUGUGAGGGACGCGUACAGUAAAGUAUCGCAGAUGGAGGGUGAGAUCAAGAUGGUCAUCGCGACGGCGUCUAUUGGCAACACGGUCCUGCAGAGGCCCAGGCCAAAAAGUUCCACCUCCGACGUCAAGAAGACUAAGGCCUACUACGUGAAUAAGACAGGUUUACAGAUCUCGAAGUUGGGUAGGUUCUUGCGGGAUGUCCUUAAGGAGGCUGAGAUGGUGGACACCGUCGCGGCCGACGCCGACGCAGUCUCUGUGAGCUCCAAGGACACAGCCGCUCCCACUCGUGCCUCGUCGGACCAGGCCAUCGCCCAGCCCAGUGGCAAGCGCCCGAGAGCGUCGAGCUGGUUCGCGGCCCUCAAGAUGCAGAAAAAGUGA
Molecule: messenger RNA, 2283 nt
Organism: Prorocentrum cordatum
Lineage: Eukaryota; Dinophyceae; Prorocentrales; Prorocentraceae
Source: the annotation of a GenBank genome assembly